Penicillium taxi is the source of this 2271-nucleotide messenger RNA. RefSeq lists its product as uncharacterized. Bases 1 to 2271 code for a protein of 756 amino acids. The transcript has 2 exons. NCBI's taxonomy places the organism in Eukaryota, Fungi, Ascomycota, Eurotiomycetes, Eurotiales, Aspergillaceae. The record is from RefSeq and is a predicted model, not a curated record.
AUGAGUUGUACUAAUGGACUGCUAGAUACUUGGAAGGAGAAGGGCUUAGACUGUCGGCGCGACCUCUUCGUGACAGAUCCGAAGGAGGAUAGGGCAGCAUUGAAACGAAAGAAAGGAGGCCACGCUCCCGGAAGCUGUGCUUGGAUAUUGAACACGGAAGAGCUUACUACCUGGCUAAGUCCUGGACUGACAGGUCCCGAGAGUGAGUCGGCACAAGUCUUAUGGCUUUAUGGGAACCCAGGAACUGGUAAAUCGAUCAUGGCUAUAUGUCUUACAGAGGGGCUGCCGAUUUACUUGGCAGACAUGGAAGGGGCAACACUAGCCUACUUUUUCUGUGACUCUGGCUUCGAUACACGAAGGACCGCGACCUCGAUUAUCAGGGGGCUUCUCCACCAGCUUAUUAGGCAGCACCACCAGCUUCUUGAUCACCUCCUGCCAGAAUAUAAUACGCGGGGGAAAAAGCUAUUCAGCUCGCUCGACGCUCUCUGGGACAUAUUCAUGGCCAUGGUGGCGGAUCAGAGUAUGGGUCGAACAUACUGCAUCAUUGACGCGGUGGAUGAAUGCGAUAAAGAAUCGCAACAGACCCUAUUACAACAACUCGAAAAUUUUCAGAGUCAAAAAGUCUCGUCCAAUGUUCGAAUACUGAUCACCAGUAGGCCAUAUCCGGAAAUACGCGAGAGCUUGCAAAUGUUCCCAAAUAGAGAUUUAGCUUCUUUCACUGAGAGACAGAAAGACAUUGAUCUUUGUAUUGACUAUCGAGUGAAUCGUUUGGCUAAAAGAAAAAAGUACACCGAAAAGGUCAGAGAGCAAGUUCGCGAUAUUCUCAGAUACAAAGCCGAGGGUACUUUCCUCUGGAUUGGCUUAGCGUGUGACGAAUUAAAAGAUAUCCCUUCAUACCUCGCCAUCAAAUUUUUACAAGACAUGCCUAAGGGUCUUCAUGCAGAAGAGGACGCUGAGACAAGGAUUCAGUUUACACAUGAAUACAUCGAGUCUUGCCGCUUAUUGGUAAUCAUCCAGGACGAAGAUGUGCUUCUAUUACAUCAAUCAGUGAAGGACUAUCUAGUUGGGACUGGGUCAGGCUUCUUUAUCAAAUUGUCCGAAGCACAUGCUCGCCUUGCAUAUCGCUGUGUUGAUAUGCUCAUUGAGCAGUUCCGCAGCACGAAUCAACUGUAUAACAGCUUUUCCUACUAUGCAAUUUUAGAAUGGGUUAACCAUGCGCGCAUGGGCAAGGAAUAUUUUAAGGUCCAGUGUCCACAAGCGGAGUUCUUCCAGAUUGAUUCUCCUUGCCGGGGGCAGUGGCUAGAGAACGCAAGGUCAAUAGAUUAUUUCUUCCUAUCGAUUCCGAAUGAUUUCUCUAUCUUUCACGUAGCUGCAAAGUGGGGGAUUUCCACUUUAGUAGAUUACGCCUCUGAGCUGGGAUUUCAGGAAUCAGACACACAGAAGCUGACUCGUGGUGUCCAUAUUAAUUGCAAGGACGCUUCAGGUAAAAUUCCCCUUGAACGUGCUAUUAUGUCAAGAUAUCCAAAUGCUGUUGCUGCCCUCUUAAGUCAAGGAGGGAAUGUUACUAUACAGCUAGUGGAAAUCGCGGCUGGAAAUUGGUUGAUUGGUGAAGAAGUGAUGGCACUACUUCUCGACCACUGCGGAGUUCAGAUUUCUAUCACCGACAAAGUGGUGAGGGCUGCAGCUGGAAACGACGAGAGUGGUAAAGAAGUGAUAGCACUACUUCUUGACCGCUGCGGGGACCAGAUCAAUAUCACCGACGAGGUGGUGGAGGCUGCGGCUGGGAACUGGACGAGUGGUAAAGAAAUGAUAGCACUACUUCUUGACCACUGCGGAGACCAGAUCAAUAUCACCGACGAGGUGGUGGAGGCUGCGGCUGGGAACUGGACGAGUGGUAAAGAAGUGAUAGCACUACUUCUUGACCACUGCGGAGACCAGAUCAAUAUCACCGACGAGGUGGUGGAGGCUGCGGCUGGGAACUGGACGAGUGGUAAAGAAGUGAUAGCACUACUUCUUGACCACUGCGGAGACCAGAUCAAUAUCACCGACGAGGUGGUGAAGGCUGCGGCUGGGAACUUGGGGAGUGGUAAAGAAGUGAUAACACUACUUCUUGAGCACUGCGGAGACCAGAUCAAUAUCACUGAAGAGGUGGUGAAGGCUGCGGCUGGGAACUGGACGAGUGGUAAAGAAGUGAUUGCAAUGCUUCUUGAGCACUGCAGAGACCAGAUCAAUAUCACCGACGAGGUGGUAAAGGCUGCAGCUGGGAACUAG